Messenger RNA from Varanus komodoensis (Komodo dragon), 2740 nucleotides. RefSeq names its product protein kinase C delta (gene PRKCD). The record is from RefSeq and is a predicted model, not a curated record. Gene Ontology annotation, molecular function: diacylglycerol-dependent serine/threonine kinase activity; ATP binding. The transcript is spliced from 18 exons. Gene Ontology annotation, biological process: protein phosphorylation. Lineage: Eukaryota; Metazoa; Chordata; Lepidosauria; Squamata; Varanidae. The coding region runs from base 96 to 2138 and encodes 680 amino acids.
CUGCGAAGCGGCGCGCUCGGCCUCGCAGCGCCGGCCGGUUCGGGCUCUCCCGGGACUUCGCGGGCGCGGGCGGGUUCAUAACUGUGAUCUGAGCUAUGGCUCCCUUCUUACGAAUAUCGUUCAACUCUUUUGAGUUAGGACCAAUGCAGAACCAAGAACUUUCACAGCCUUUCUGUGCAAUAAAAAUGAAAGAGGCCAUGACAACAGAGAGAGGCAAAACUUUGAUUCAGAAAAAACCCACUAUGUAUCCAGACUGGAAAUCUUCCUUUGAUGCCCACAUCUAUGAGGGGCGUGUGAUACAGAUUGUCCUCAUGAAGGCCGCAGAGGAGCCACUGUCUGAGGUGACCGUGGGUGUGUCUGUUUUGGCUGAAAGAUGUAAGAAGGGCAAUGGGAAAGCAGAAUUCUGGCUUGAUUUACAGCCUCAGGGGAAAGUACUGAUGGCUGUACAGUACUUCCUAGAAGAUGGAGAUUGCAAGCAGUCACUAAGGGAAGAUGAAGGAACUGUAACCAUAAAUAGAAGAGGAGCAAUAAAACAGGCAAAGAUCCAUCAUAUCAAAAACCAUGAAUUUAUUGCAACCUUUUUUGGACAACCCACAUUUUGCUCUGUUUGUAAAGAGUUUGUCUGGGGGCUGAACAAGCAAGGAUACAGAUGUAGACAAUGCAAUGCUGCUAUUCACAAAAAAUGUAUUGACAAAAUCAUUGGGAGGUGUACCGGCACUGCUGCGAACAGCAGAGACACAAAGUUUCAGAAGGAGCGCUUCCACAUUGACAUGCCUCACAGAUUCAAGGUUUACAACUACAUGAGCCCCACCUUCUGUGACCAUUGUGGGAGUCUUCUCUGGGGACUAGUUAAACAAGGAUUAAAGUGUGAAGAAUGUGCAAUGAACGUACACCACAAAUGUCAAAAAAAGGUGGCAAAUCUAUGUGGCAUCAAUCAGAAACUAUUGGCAGAAGCUUUAAACCAAGUUAGUCAGAGAUCUAACAGGAAAUCUGAUCCUGGCUCACUAGAAAAUGUUGGCAUUUACCAGGAUUUUGAUAAGAAACAUAAACCCUAUGUUGGAGAUGUAGCAGAUAGUAGUGAGUAUGAUAAGCUGUGGGAGGGGAGGUCACUGACUCGACCAUCCAGUAGGAGAAAGUUCAACAUGGACAGUUUUAUCUUCCACAAAGUUCUUGGGAAAGGAAGCUUUGGAAAGGUGCUACUUGCUGAGCUGAAAGGGAAAAAUGAAUUUUUUGCAGUAAAAGCUUUGAAAAAAGAUGUGGUGCUGAUUGACGAUGAUGUGGAAUGCACCAUGGUGGAAAAGCGGGUCUUAGCACUUGCAUGGGAAAAUCCAUUUCUUACCCACUUAUACUGCACUUUUCAGACUAAGGACCAUCUGUUCUUCGUUAUGGAGUUCCUUAAUGGUGGAGACCUGAUGUUCCACAUACAGGACAAAGGACGGUUUGAUCUCUUCAGAGCUACGUUUUAUGGAGCUGAAAUAUUGUGUGGCUUACAGUUUCUUCACAGCAAAGGCAUUAUUUAUAGGGACCUCAAACUCGACAAUGUGAUGCUUGAUAAAGAAGGUCACAUCAAAAUAGCUGAUUUUGGUAUGUGCAAAGAGAAUGUGUUUGGAGAAAACAAGGCGACGACUUUCUGUGGUACCCCAGACUACAUAGCACCUGAAAUCCUGCAAGGCAUGAAGUAUACAUUUUCUGUGGACUGGUGGUCCUUUGGAGUUUUGUUAUACGAGAUGCUUAUUGGACAAUCUCCAUUCCAUGGUGAUGAUGAAGAUGAGUUGUUUGAGUCCAUUCGAGUGGAUACGCCUCAUUAUCCACGCUGGAUUACCAAGGAAUCCAAGGAUAUACUAGAAAAGCUGUUUGAAAGGGAUCCAGCAAAGCGACUAGGAAUAACUGGGAGCAUCAGAGAUCACCCUUUCUUCAAAGCCAUUAACUGGACAGCGCUGGAGAAGAGGGAAAUGGAGCCACCCUUCAAGCCAAAAGUGAAAUCAGCAAAUGACUACAGCAAUUUCGACAGAGAGUUCUUGAGUGAGAAACCACGACUAUCCUACAGUGACAAAAACCUAAUAGACUCUAUGGAUCAGACUGCAUUUGCUGGGUUCUCUUUUAUUAAUCCCAAAUUUGAACGAAUUCUGGAGAAAUAGUUCUUCAAAACAUACAGAACUCUGCGGUACAGCUGUAAACAGGAGUUCCCAGGCACUCCAUGCAAAAUGGGAUCAAAGGAUACUUCAUCUCUUUGUCUUCAUUCUGAAUAACACUCAAAUAGUGACUCAUUAAUGUUCUACUGCUAAUUCUUUAGAAACUGGCAGUAAGCUUUAUCUUGCAUGGUUGAGUUUAUCAAGUAUCCUUUUGAAUCAUGUAAAUGAUUUUCUCCACAACAGGAAAAAUGUAAAUUGUGAGUGGUUAUUUGAAUGUAGUAAUCUGUGGGGGGGGGGUAGAAUGUGUAUGCUGUAUAUUUUGCUCAAGUGGUGAAAGAUAGCUUAUGAAGGGUAUUUUAAAUGAAGUGACACCGCUAGCCAGUUCUUCUUCAUCAUCAAAUGAAAUAACUUGAAUUUGUAUUCAGUUUGAUUCUGGGGUUCUGAUACUGUCAUUUUUAAUUUGUAAGUGCCAUGAAUUGAUACCAUGCUUUGCCGAGCUUUUUCCUAGCAAGGUUACAACCUUUUCAUAGAACUUUUUGUCCGUUUGUUUCUGUUGUUUAUUGAUGAAACCACAUUAAAUAUUACAAAAGCACUGCAGGUUUUUUAAA